CUUGCCCAUCCAGUUUUGUGAGCUGUUUUGCUGGAUUCAUUGAUUCAUUGCAUCGUAAGCUCCCUCUCCCUGUUGCCAUUCCAGCAGGCUCGAUUUGUCGCGUUGAGUUUUAAGGAUGUGAAUGAAGUAGAUGACAUCUGCCCUGGUGACGGGAUGCAGCGCAUCUGUGCUUGCCAAUGUCACUUUGCUCAUUCACUGCCGACAAGAGAGCACAAUUUGUGAAAUGUGACAUCCGAUGCUCGACCUUUACUCCAAGUACUUUAAAGAAGUGAUCUUUCUGUCGAAAGAUGUUAGCAAAUCACAGAGAGGUGCUGUCACAUGUCCUGGCGCUGGUGAUCCUCACUGGUGCAUUGCAUCCCAAAUGAACAGCACAAAGGCUCUGGGAAUCAUGUAUGUGCAGUUCGAUGUGGUCAUUUUGCCAUGCGGGCUGGCAAGAAUGCCGAAGACGGAAAUGUUGGCAAGCUUCUCCGAUUCGACCAAGACCUAUGCCCCUUUCUGCUACUAUGAAGCAUGCAGGCUUUUUCCGAGAUUGAACUGCGAAUGGGGGCAUUGGCAAGGGAAGACCACCCAGGACCAGGUUGUGAACAUGGUCAAUGACCUGGAAUCUGUGCUAGUGGGCACGGGGGAGCAGACGACACGGCAUGCUCAUGUUUUUGAGAACCUGCGUCAUGGCAUGAUGCACGGCAGCUCAGAUCUAAUCUAUGUCUCACGUGAAGCUUUUGAAGUCUUCACUGUCUGUGCCCGUGUGUUCAAGAAGCAUGAAAUCGUGCACCCAACCAUGCUAACAUUGGUGCCUUUUCUCACUGGAAUGAGCUUCCAAGAUUUGGCAUGCCAUGGAAGCCGGAUGAAGGAAGUCUACAAGGCUGAGUUGCAGUCCAAGGACUUUGUUUGACACCGAGUGAACUAUUCCAAUGGCUCCUCGUUGUGGCUACUCUGUCCGCAUGGCAUGCUCAAUCAGAGUCUUGAGGUGCCCCACAAGGAGCACCAACCUUGUGAGGUGAGUGCACUCGCUGGGGUCUGUGCCGUCAAGCUUGGAUUUUCCAGCGGAAAGUCUGACUAGCCAGCUUGUUGCGGCAGGUAAAGUGCUUGUUAUUUUUUUUCUUCUGAUUUUAUGAAGCUAUUUCAGAUGUUGAAGAAGCGUAGUGUCAAGUUUCACAAGAAUCUGGUGGAACUACAGUGACCUUCCCUCAAAGGACCAAUGAACAGGAGAACCACCAGCUGUAUUCGGUUUGUGGCUGUCAUUCUAGUCAGAAUGAAUUGGUCAAGUCUAAUGACUUGCGGAGUCGAUUUCGACCUGACCAGGUCGACCUUCCGACCUGUCGCUUCU
Molecule: messenger RNA, 1327 nt
Organism: Durusdinium trenchii
Lineage: Eukaryota; Dinophyceae; Suessiales; Symbiodiniaceae
Source: the annotation of a GenBank genome assembly